CUCUGUAUGUAGGUAACCAUGACUACCGCCUGCCAAAGGCUGCACUCUCAACAGCUCCCUGGCUCCCGCAAUCAGGGGCGGCUGAAAGACAACAGCAGGGACAGAGCUAUUGAACAAGAGAGGGCUUGAACAGCAAGGGCCUGUGGAUACAGUGUGUGCCCGGAUGGACUUGGCCCAGCUAUGGGGGGGUGAUGACCGCGGCCUCUCCCACGUGGAAGGCAGCGACGACUGGGGUGAUGAGUUAGGAGGACUGGGUGUUAUACCCUUCAGUCAUUCCUUCAUCCCUCUCAGAGACUCUAGUCCACUCGUCCUCACCGAUCUGGACAUGUGGGACAGCAGGUCUCACUUUAAAUCUCAGUCCUUAGCAUGGAGUAUGGCAUGUAGGACUGGAGGGUUCCUCUCCAAAAUGAGCACCGGCACCUCCGCUAAUGGCAGAGACAGUGGCUUCAGCAGACAGAGUGACCCAGGGCUGGGUAAAAGAAGAUGGCAGUCGAUGUCUCGCCUGGCCCCCGAGGGCGCCCCCCGGUCCCUCUCCCCUGUCUCCCCAGGGGUUGAGCUGAGAGCAGCCCUGGAAGAGAGUGGCUUUAGGCGAGCAGAGCUGGUGCAGAGGCUGCGGGAGGCCCAUGGACGUCUGGACAGCCAGACAGACCUGCUGAAGAACAGAGACACACAGCCGCAGCAGAGCAGUAGUACUGCACAGCUGCUGGAGAUGAAGCACAAGCAGCUGGCAGAUGCAGUGAGUGCUCUUGAGCAGGAGAAGGAGGCAGCUGAGUUGAGCCGGUUUGAGGAAAGUCGACGUCGAGGAGAACUGCAAGACAAGGUUCUCCGACUGGAGAUGGACAUGUUGAAGAUGAGAUCAAACCUGAGUGUUAUCAAACCUGCGGCCCCAAGAACUAACAACAACCCACUCAGCAGGACCUCACCUGUUACACAACAAGACUUGUUCAGAGAGGAAAAGCACAAAGCAGAGAGAGAGCUGUCCAGACUGAGAAAGGCCCUCAGAGAGGCCGAGGAGAGAGCAGAGGCCCUGGAGACAGAGAGAGACCUUCAGCAACUACACAUCUCUAAAGAGGCUCAGAGGACCGUGUUGAACCAGACAGAGGAAGUGAACCAGAGACUGGGUCGGGCCUUGCAGACCCACAGUGAGCUGCAGGACCAGCUGAGUGAGGCACACAGUAAGCUGGGCCAGGCCACUCUGGAGGGGGACCUUCUGACCUCCAAGGUGUUGCGGCUGGAGGACAGUGUGGAGGACCUGAAGAUCAAGCUGACCACGGCCAUGUCUGACAAGGACCGCUUACUGCAGGAGAAGGCAGACCUGCACCAGCAUGCUCAGGAUCUGGAGCUGCAGUUGGAGAGGGCCCAGAGAGGCAGGGAAGGCUACACGGACCAGGUGUGUGAGCUCAGCAACCAGCUGGCUGAGGCCAAGGCUCACACCAACAGGCAGGGGCAGGACACUGUGCAGAUGAAACAGGAACUUCUGACUGUGACAGAGAUGAAUGAAAAGAUGACAUCAGAGCUGGAGAUGGUCAGACAGAGGCUGGAGUCCUCAUUGGCUCAGCUGCAUGAGCUGGGGGCGGAGAGAGUCAUCCACACCAAUCAGAUCGCAGCUCUGGAGACGGAGCGCUCGCAGCUGAUUGGAGAGAAGCAGGAGUUGACGAGUUCUAUUGGACGGGAUGGAAGACAGGAGGAGGAAGUGACAGAGUUGAGGGAGAGUUGUUGUCAGCUCAGUGAAUCCCAGGAUGCCUUGGAGUCAGAGAACCAGAGGCUGCACGAAUGCUGCCUGACCUUGGAGGCGGAGCUCCUGGAAAAGGAGGAGGGGCUGUGUCAGAAGGGGGAGGAGCUGCAGCGGUUGGAGGCUGAGUCGGCUCAGAACAUGGAGGAGCUGAGGGGUGUGGCCUCACACUGGAGCGAGAAGUGGCAGGAUGUGGCUAUGGCAUUACAAUCCACCCAGGCAGAACUAGAGGAACUCAGAGAGAAGAACCCUGGAGAUACACUUCAAGAGGAGGUGGUACGGCUGAAGGUGGAGGUUGAGAGACUUCAGACACAGGGACAGAGAGACAAGGAAGAGAUUCAGACUCUUCAUCAGCACUGGGCCAGUAAAGAGGCGGAGCUGAGCAGAGUCAUUAAAGAUGCCGGUUCUCUGCUGAAGGUAGAGCUGAACGCUUGUAAACAACAGUUGGAGCUGGAGAGGAGCCGGACUCGGGCUCUACACAACAGACUCAAAGUUAAAGACAACCCUCAUAUCUUGGGUAGGGGAAUGGUAGAAACGUUUGAUAAAGGGACAGAGACAGAUAUACUACCACAGACACGGGAUGAACAGGUCUCGCUGGAGGAGCUGGGCCAGGUGAGGGAAGAGCUACUGAUGGUCUCCCUGGAGGAGGUGGAUGGGGGCCAGGUGUCACAGCUAAAUAGUGAACUUCAGAGGCUGGAGCUGGAAGUGGCAGAGAGAGAAGAGCACCUGAGGGAGAAGGAACAUGCUCUGAGGAGUCUGGAGAGACUGAGAGAUGCCGAGAGGACAGAGACGCAAAUCAAGGUUUCUACACUGGAGUUGAAGUUGAUUAACCUAAAGGAGCAGGCCGGUGGAGAAGGCCUAUGUCAUGGAGGCCAAGAACAAGCUCAGCACACUGACUCACUGAGGUCUCAGCUAGAGGAGAGCAGGAGGAGAGCCAAUCAGCUGCAACAGGAGAGAGACCAGGCAGUUCAGAGGCUACAGACUCUCCGCCGGCUAUAUCAGGCUACGGAACAGAAAGCAGCUGCUGGCAGCAAGAAAGAGAAAACGGUUUGUGUGGAUAACAUAGUGAACCAGGAUAAACAGAGAAGACUGGUAACAGAACAGCUGAAGAGUCUAUUUAAGGAGCGUGAGCAGUUGGGUCAGGUCUAUGGAGGAGGAGGAGGAGGAGGAGUUCUGCAAGACUGGGCACCGAAGUCGAAGGUCAUCAAGAACUGCCUUGACACACUACACAGCCAGAGGAAGAGAGAGAAGGAGCUGAUGAGGGAGCAGCAGCAGUUUGCAGGACUGGGGCCUGUGUCUGAGGAGCAAGAAGAGGAGGACGACCCAGAGAGGGAGGUGGAGGAGGAGGUGACUCGCCUUAGGGAGGAACUCCACAGCAAGACCCACGCGAUGUCAGCGAUGAGUGUGGAAAUCAGCAAUCUGAAAGAGAGAAAUGAAAACCUCCAGAAAGCCAAGCUAAGGUUUCAGCCACAGAUCCAAGGGUUGGGCGCCACAGCGUCUAACUCUUCAGAGAAGACCACGUCAGAGAGCGAGGAGCCUCUUCUAUUGGAGAGAGACAUGCAGAGGGGAUCAUCAUCAUCAUCAUCACCACCACCCCGCUGGGAAGAUGGAGUGUUCCUGGCUAGGCAGGUGCAGAUCGGCAGCCCUGAAUUGGAGGGGGAGGAAGAGGAAGAUGGAGGCUGUGGCUGAUGCAUACCUGGUCCUAAUUUGCUCCCUACCCCUUCCCCUUGGCCCUUAACCACUUCAAGGUUGUCAGAUCUGAAGCAUCUAUAUACGUAGAAGCAGUAUUGUUGUAGAGCUUCCACCAUAUUGCUUCCACCAUAUUGCUUCCACUAUCCUACAGAUCUGCAAACAUUGAAGCUAAUGGAUCCAUCUUCGUGUGAAGUCUUACUAUAGUCAUGCAAUGAUACAAAUCCUAAAAAGGUUGUACAAACCAGUGUUAACGUCAAUCUACUGAUUAGUGGUUAUAAAUGUGGUGCUUUUGUUGAUGAUUUAACAAUGAAACAGGAAGUGAAAUGUGUUCCAUUGAUAAUAGUGAGAUGACGACAACAGAGGAUGAUUUUCUGUAAUACGCCUACGCUAUAUAAGCUAAUGAUCCACAUAUAGGGCUGUGUAAUAGUAGUAAGGUGGCUAAUACAUUAAAACUACAAUGUUACCACAUACAACACAAACAUUCUGGAGGUUUGUGAUUUGCCAAUUUUGUUGUAAUUAAAAAAAUGAUUGCGUUAACUCA
Molecule: messenger RNA, 3965 nt
Organism: Oncorhynchus mykiss (rainbow trout)
Lineage: Eukaryota; Metazoa; Chordata; Actinopteri; Salmoniformes; Salmonidae
Source: RefSeq, a predicted model, not a curated record